This is a messenger RNA of Capronia epimyces CBS 606.96, 519 nucleotides long. RefSeq names its product mago nashi protein. Lineage: Eukaryota; Fungi; Ascomycota; Eurotiomycetes; Chaetothyriales; Herpotrichiellaceae. Gene Ontology annotation, cellular component: nucleus; exon-exon junction complex. Gene Ontology annotation, biological process: RNA splicing. The coding region runs from base 1 to 519 and encodes 172 amino acids. The transcript has 5 exons. The record is from RefSeq and is a predicted model, not a curated record.
AUGUCAAACAUCAAUGAGCCGUUCUACGUGCGCUACUAUUCCGGUCACUCUGGCAGAUUUGGUCACGAAUUUCUAGAGUUCGACUUCCGAGUCAUCGGCGAUGGACGCAGCGCUACUGCGAGAUAUGCCAACAAUUCCAACUAUCGCAAUGAUUCCCUUAUUCGCAAAGAGAUGUGUGUCAGCGCCCUGCUCAUCGCCGAGAUCAAACGCAUCAUCAAAGACAGCGAAAUCAUAAAAGAGGAUGAUUCCCGGUGGCCACAGAAGAACAAGGACGGAAGACAAGAGCUCGAAAUCAGGCUCGGAAGUGAUCAUAUCCAAUUCGAGACUGCGAAGAUUGGCUCUCUUGGAGACGUUACCGAUUCCGCGGACCCAGAAGGACUGCGAGUCUUCUAUUAUCUUGUGCAAGAUUUGAAAGCAUUGGUGUUCUCGUUGAUAUCACUGCAUUUCAAGGUACGACGGCCGCACCUUGAGGGUCCAGAACGUUCUGACAUGGUUGCCUUACAGAUCAAGCCAAUCUAG